UGAUAUUUGGCGCGCAUGGGCACACCUUGCUCUGCCGCCGCUCGGCCUUGCUUCUUCCUCCAGAAGUGGGCGCUGCGCGGUCACGCCAGGUUUGAACCGGAACCAGGAGUAGGUAUCUGCGUGGCUAACGGAGAAAAGGAGCUGUGGCAGCGGGAGGAGGCGAGAGAAGCAGGGAUCUGGGCUGCAGCCGCCGCCGCCGCCUUUGAUGCCACUUUGACCUUCCGAGUGCAGCGAGGCAUACAUCAUAAUUUGGAAUUCUGCAUUGAUUUAUCAGUUAUUUAUUGUCACUCUGCUGCCCAGAUAUACCUCCAUGAGGACAGUGAUGUGUGUUCUGAAAUUGUGAACCAUGAGUCUAGCACUUAAUGAGUUGCUUGUUUGCUGCCGUCAUCUAGAACAUGAUAAAGCUACAGAACGAAAGAAAGAAGUUGAGAAAUUUAAGCGCCUGAUUCGAGAUCCUGAAACAAUUAAACAUUUAGAUCGACAUUCAGAUUCCAAACAAGGAAAAUAUUUGAAUUGGGAUGCUGUUUUUAGAUUUUUACAGAAAUAUAUUCAGAGAGAAACAGAAUGUCUGAGACUGGCAAAACCAAAUGUAUCAGCCUCAACACAAGCCUCCAGGCAGAAAAAGAUGCAAGAAAUCAGUAGUUUGGUCAAAUACUUCAUCAAAUGUGCAAAUAAAAGAGCACCCAGGCUAAAAUGUCAAGAACUCUUGAAUUAUAUCAUGGAUACAGUGAAAGAUUCAUCUAAUGUUGCCAUUUAUGGAGCUGAUUAUAGCAACAUACUACUCAAAGACAUUCUUUCUGUGAGAAAAUACUGGUGUGAAAUAUCUCAGCAACAGUGGUUAGAAUUGUUCUCUGUGUACUUCAGGCUGUAUCUGAAACCUUCACAAGAUGUUCAUAGAGUUUUAGUGGCUAGAAUAAUUCAUACUGUUACUAAAGGAUGCUGUUCUCAGACUGAUGGAUUAAAUUCCAAAUUUUUGGAUUUGUUUUCCAAGGCCAUUCAGUGUGCGAGACAAGAAAAGAGCUCUUCAGGUCUGAAUCAUAUUCUAGCAGCUCUUAUUAUCUUCCUCAAGACUCUGGCUGCCAACUCUCGAAUUCAAGUGUGUGAAUUAGGAGAUGAAAUUCUUCCCACCUUGCUUUAUAUUUGGACUCAACAUAGACUUAAUGAUUCUCUAAAAGAAGUCAUUAUUGAAUUAUUCGAACUGCAAAUUUAUAUCCAUCAUCCAAAAGGAGCCAAAACCCAAGAAAAAGGUGCUUAUGAAUCAACAAAAUGGAAAAGUAUUUUAUACAACUUAUAUGAUCUGCUAGUGAAUGAGAUAAGUCAUAUAGGAAGUAGAGGAAAGUAUUCUUCAGGAUUUCGUAAUAUUGCCGUCAAGGAAAAUUUGAUUGAAUUGAUGGCAGAUAUUUGUCACCAGGUUUUUAAUGAAGAUACCAGAUCUUUGGAGAUUUCUCAAUCUUAUGCUACUACACAAAGAGAAUCUAGUGAUUACAGUGUACCUUGCAAAAGGAAGAAAAUAGAACCAGGCUGGGAAGUAAUAAAAGAUCACCUUCAGAAGUCACAGAAUGAUUUUGAACUUGUGCCAUGGCUACAGAUUACAACCCAAUUAAUAUCAAAGUAUCCUGCAAGUUUACCUAACAGUGAGCUGUCUCCAUUACUGAUGAUACUCUGUCAGCUUCUACCUCAACAGCGACGUGGGGAACGCACACCAUAUGUGUUACGAUGUCUUAUGGAAGUUGCAUUGUGUCAAAACAAGAGGUCAAACCUAGAAAGCUCACAAAAAUCAGAUUUAUUGAAACUCUGGAAUAAAAUUUGGUGUAUUACCUUUCGUGGUAUAAGUUCUGAGCAAAUACAAGCUGAAAACUUUGGCUUACUCGGAGCCAUAAUUCAAGGUAGUUUAGUUGAGGUUGACAGAGAAUUCUGGAAGUUAUUUACUGGAUCAGCCUGCAGACCUUCAUGUCCUGCAAUAUGCUGUUUGACUUUGGCACUGACCACCAUUAUAGUUCCAGAAACAGUAAAAACGGGAAUAGAGCCAAAUAUAUGUGAGGGAAAUAAAAGCUUUUCUUUAAAGGAAUCAAUAAUGAGAUGGCUCUUAUUCUAUCAGCUAGAGGAUGACUUAGAAAAUAGUACAGAAGUGCCUCCAAUUCUUCACAGUAAUUUUCCUCAUCUUGUACUGGAGAAAAUUCUUGUGAGUCUGACUAUGAAAAACUGCAAAGCUGCAAUGAAUUUUUUCCAAAGUGUGCCAGAAUGUGAACAACACCAAAAAGAUAAAGAAGAACCUUCAUUUUCAGAAGUAGAAGAACUGUUUCUUCAGACAACUUUUGACAAGAUGGACUUUUUAACCACUGUGAGAGAAUGUGCUACAGAAAAGCACCAAUCCAGUAUUGGCUUUUCUGUCCACCAGAAUCUCAAGGAAUCACUGGUUCGCUAUCUUCUGGGAUUAUCAGAACAGCUUCUAAAUAAUUAUUCAUCUGAGAUUACAAAUUCAGAAGUGCUUGUCCGGUGUUCAAGUCUUUUGGUGGGUGUCCUUGGCUGCUACUGCUAUAUGGGUGUAAUAACUGAAGAGGAAGCAUAUAAGUCAGAAUUAUUCCAGAAAGCCAAGUCUCUAAUGCAAUGUGCAGGAGAAAGUAUCACUCUGUUUAAAAAUAAGACAAAUGAAGAAUUCAGAAUUGGUUCCUUGAGAAAUAUGAUGUAUCUAUGUACACGUUCCUUGAGCAACUGUACCAAGAAGAGUCCAAGUAAGAUUGCAUCUGGCUUUUUCCUGCGAUUGUUAACAUCAAAACUAAUGAAUGACAUUGCAGAUAUUUGUAAAACUUUAGCAUUCAUAAUCAAAAAGCCAUUUGACCAUGGAGAUAUAGAAUCAAUGGAAGAUGAUGCUAAUGGAAAUCUAAUGGAGGUGGAGGAUCAGUCAUCCUUGAAUCUAUUUAAUGAUUACCCUGAUAGUAGUGUUAGUGAUGCAAACGAACCUGGAGAGAGCCAAAGUACCAUAGGUGCCAUUAAUCCUUUAGCUGAAGAAUAUCUGUCAAAGCAAGAUCUACUCUUCUUAGACAUGCUCAAGUUCUUGUGUUUAUGUGUAACUACUGUUCAGACCAACACUGUGUCCUUUAGGGCAGCUGAUAUUCGGAGGAAAUUGUUAAUGUUAAUUGAUUCUAGCACACUAGACCCUACAAAAUCUCUCCACUUGCAUAUGUAUCUAAUACUUUUAAAGGAGCUUCCUGGAGAAGAGUAUCCCUUGCCAAUGGAAGAUGUUAUUGAACUUCUGAAACCACUAUCCAAUGUGUGUUCUUUGUAUCGUCGUGACCAAGAUGUUUGUAAAACUAUUUUAAACCAUGUCCUUCAUAUAGUGAGAAACCUAGGGCAAAGCAAUAUGGACUCUGAGAACACAAGGGAUGCUCAAGGACAGUUUCUUACAGUAAUUGGAGCAUUUUGGCAUCUAACAAAGGAGAAGAAAUGUACAUUCUCUGUAAGAAUGGCCCUAGUAGAAUGCCUUAAAUGUUUGCUUGAGGCUGAUCCUUAUUCAAAGUGGGCUAUUCUUCAUGUAAUGGGAGAAGACUUUCCUGUAAAUGAAGUAUUUACACAAUUUCUUGCUGAUAAUCAUCACCAAGUUCGCAUGUUGGCUGCCCAGUCAAUCAAUAGAUUAUUCCAGGACACAAAACGAGAUUCUUCCAGGUUACUGAAAGCACUUCCUUUGAAGCUUCAGCAAACAGCUUUUCAAAAUGCAUACUUGAAAGCUCAGGAAGGAAUGAGAGAAAUGUCCCAUAGCACUGAGAACCGUGAACAUUUGGAUGAAAUUUAUAAUAGAAAAUCUGUUUUACUGAUGUUGAUAGCUGUGGUUUUAUCCUGUAGCCCUAUCUGUGAAAAGCAGGCUUUGUUUGCUCUUUGUAAAUCUGUGAAAGAAAACGGAUUAGAACCUCACCUUGUGAAAAAGGUUUUAGAGAAAGUUUCUGAAACUUUUGGAUAUAGGUGUUUAGAAGACUUUAUGGCUUCUCAUUUGGAUUAUCUGGUUUUGGAAUGGCUAAAUCUUCAAGAUACUGAAUACAGCUUAUCUUCUUUUCCUUUUAUUUUAUUAAACUACACAAAUAUCGAGGAUUUCUAUAGAUCUUGUUAUAAGAUUUUGAUUCCACAUCUGGUGAUUAGAAGCCGUUUCGAUGAGGUGAAGUGCAUUGCUAAUCAGAUUCAAGAGGACUGGAAAAGUCUUCUAACAGACUGCUUUCCAAAGAUUCUUGUAAAUAUUCUUCCUUAUUUUGCCUAUGAGGGUACAGGAGACAGUGGGAUGGCACAGCAAAGAGAGACUGCUACCAAGGUCUAUGAUAUGCUUAAAAGUGAAAACUUAUUGGGAAAACAGAUUGAUCAUUUAUUCAUUAGUAAUUUACCAGAAAUUGUGGUGGAGUUAUUGAUGACGUUACAUGAGCCAGCAAAUUCUGGUGCCAGUCAGAGCACUGACCUCUGUGACUUUUCAGGGGAUUUGGAUCCUGCUCCUAAUCCACCUCAUUUUCCAUCGCACGUGAUUAAAGCAACAUUUGCCUAUAUCAGUAAUUGUCAUAAAACCAAGUUGAAAAGCAUUUUAGAAAUUCUUUCCAAAAGCCCUGAUUCCUAUCAGAAAAUACUUCUUGCCAUAUGUGAGCAAGCAGCUGAGACAAAUAAUGUUUAUAAGAAGCACAGAAUUCUUAAAAUAUACCACCUGUUUGUUAGUUUAUUAUUGAAAGAUAUAAAAAGUGGCUUAGGAGGAGCUUGGGCCUUUGUUCUUCGAGAUGUUAUUUAUACUCUGAUUCACUAUAUUAACCAAAGGCCUUCUCGUAUCAUGGAUGUGUCAUUACGUAGCUUCUCCCUUUGUUGUGACUUACUAAGUCAGGUUUGCCAGACAGCAGUGACUUACUGUAAGGAUGCUCUAGAAAACCAUCUUCAUGUUGUUGUUGGUACACUUAUACCCCUUGUGGAUGAGCAGGUGGAGAUUCAGAAACAGGUAUUGGACUUGCUGAAAUACUUAGUGAUAGAUAACAAGGAUAAUGAAAACCUCUAUCUCACGAUUAAGCUUUUAGAUCCUUUUCCUGACCAUGUUGUUUUUAAGGAUUUGCGUAUUACUCAGCAAAAAAUCAAAUACAGUAGAGGACCCUUUUCACUCUUGGAGGAAAUUAACCAUUUUCUCUCAGUAAGUGUUUAUGAUGCACUUCCAUUGACAAGACUUGAAGGACUGAAGGAUCUUCGAAGACAGCUGGAACUACAUAAAGAUCAGAUGCUGGACAUUAUGAGAGCAUCUCAGGAUCAUCCACAGGAUGGGAUUAUGGUGAAGCUAGUUGUCAAUUUGUUGCAGUUAUCCAAGAUGGCAAUAAACCACACUGGUGAAAAAGAAGUUCUAGAGGCUGUUGGAAGCUGCUUGGGAGAAGUGGGUCCUAUAGAUUUCUCUACCAUAGCUAUACAACAUAGUAAAGAUGCAUCUUAUACCAAGGCCCUCGAGUUAUUUGAGGAUAAAGAACUUCAGUGGACCUUCAUAAUGCUGACCUACCUGAAUAACACACUGGUAGAAGAUUGUGUCAAAGUUCGAUCAGCAGCUGUUACCUGUUUGAAAAACAUUUUAGCCACAAAGACUGGACAUAGUUUCUGGGAAAUUUAUAAGAUGACAACAGAUCCAAUGCUGGCCUAUCUACAGCCUUUUAGAACAUCGAGAAAAAAGUUUUUAGAAGUACCCAGAUUUGACAAAGAAAACCCUUUUGAAGGCCUGGAUGAUAUAAAUCUGUGGAUUCCUCUAUGUGAAAAUCACAACAUUUGGAUAAAGACACUGACUUGUGCUUUUUUGGACAGUGGAGGCACAAAAAGUGAAAUUCUUCAAUUAUUAAAGCCAAUGUGUGAAGUGAAAACUGACUUUUGUCAGACUGUACUUCCAUACUUGAUUCAUGAUAUUUUACUCCAAGAUACAAAUGAAUCAUGGAGAAAUCUGCUUUCUACACACGUUCAGGGAUUUUUCACAAGCUGUCUUAGACACUUCUCACAAACGAGCCGAUCCACAACCCCUGCAUACAUGGACUCAGAAUCAGAACACUUUUCCCGAUGCUGUUUGGAUAAAAAAUCACAAAGAACAAUGCUUGCUGUUGUGGACUACAUGAGAAGACAAAAGAGGCCUUCUUCAAGAACAAUUUUUGAUGAUGCUUUCUGGCUGGAUUUAAAUUAUCUAGAAGUUGCCAAGGUAGCUCAGUCUUGUGCUGCUCACUUUACAGCUUUACUCUAUGCAGAAAUCUAUGCAGAUAAGAAAAGCAUGGAUGAUCAAGAGAAAAGAAAUCUUGCAUUUGAAGAAGGAAGCCAAAGUACAACUAUUUCUAGCUUGAGUGAAAAAAGUAAAGAAGAAACUGGAAUAAGUUUACAGGAUCUUCUCUUAGAAAUCUACAGAAGUAUUGGAGAGCCAGAUAGUUUGUAUGGCUGUGGUGGAGGGAAGAUGUUACAGCCCAUUACUAGACUACGAACAUAUGAACAUGAAGCAAUGUGGGGCAAAGCCCUAGUAACAUAUGACCUCGAAACAGCAAUCUCCUCAUCCACCCGCCAGGCAGGAAUCAUUCAGGCCUUGCAGAAUUUGGGACUCUGCCAUAUUCUUUCCAUCUAUUUAAAAGGAUUAGAUUAUGAAAAUAAAGAUUGGUGUCCUGAACUAGAGGAGCUUCAUUACCAAGCAGCAUGGAGGAAUAUGCAAUGGGACCACUGCAGUUCUGCCAACAAAGAAAUAGAAGGAACCAGUUACCAUGAAUCAUUGUACAGUGCUCUGCAAUCUCUAAGAGACAAAGAAUUCUCUACAUUUUAUGAAAGUCUCAAAUAUGCCAGAGUGAAAGAAGUGGAAGAGCUGUGUAAGGGCAGCCUUGAGUCUGUAUAUUCGCUCUACCCCACACUUAGCAGGUUGCAGGCCAUUGGAGAGCUGGAGAGCAUUGGGGAGCUUUUCUCAAGAUCAGUUACACAUAGACAACUCUCUGAAGUAUAUAUUAAGUGGCGGAAACACUCCCAGCUUCUCAAGGACACUGAUUUUAGUUUUCAAGAGCCUAUCAUGGCUCUACGCACAGUCAUUUUGGAGAUCCUGAUGGAAAAGGAAAUGGAGAACUCAGAAAGAGAAUGUUUUAAGGACAUUCUCACCAAACACCUUGUAGAACUCUCUAUACUGGCCAGAACUUUCAAGAACACUCAGCAUCUUCGGUUAUUAGAGGAAUCAUCAUUAUACCAAAGCACUGAAUGCCAAUAUGAUAUGUAUAAAUAUUGCUUAAUAGUAUCAGCCCUGAAGUAUUUGCUGUCCGGAGUUACCCAACUUCCUUAUUUUGCCUUCCUUUUACAGAACAAUCCCAGCCUAAAACUUAUAUACACAGAAUGUCUGAGGGUUUGUGGCAACUGGUUAGCAGAAACUUGCUUAGAAAAUCCUGCGGUCAUCAUGCAGACCUAUCUAGAAAAGGCAGUAGAAGUUGCUGGAAAUUAUGAUGGAGAAAGUAAUGAUGAGCUAAGAAAUGGAAAAAUGAAGGCAUUUCUCUCAUUAGCCCGGUUUUCAGAUACUCAAUACCAAAGAAUUGAAAACUACAUGAAAUCAUCAGAAUUUGAAAACAAACAAGCUCUCCUGAAAAGAGCCAAAGAGGAAGUAGGUCUCCUUAGAGAACAUAAAAUUCAGACAAACAGAUACACAGUAAAGGUUCAGCGGGAGCUGGAGCUGGAUGAAUGUGCUCUGCGUGCACUGAAAGAGGAUCGUAAACGCUUCUUAUGUAAAGCAGUUGAAAACUACAUCAACUGCUUAUUAAGUGGAGAAGAACAUGAUACGUGGGUAUUCCGACUUUGUUCCCUCUGGCUUGAAAAUUCUGGAGUUUCUGAAGUCAAUGGCAUGAUGAAGAGAGAUGGAAUGAAGAUUCCAUCAUAUAAGUUUUUGCCUCUUAUGUACCAAUUGGCUGCUAGAAUGGGGACCAAGAUGAUGGGAGGCCUAGGAUUUCAUGAAGUCCUCAAUAAUCUAAUCUCUAGAAUUUCAAUGGAUCACCCCCAUCAUACUUUGUUUAUUAUACUGGCCUUAGCAAAUGCAAACAAGGAUGAAUUUCUGACUAAACCAGAGGUAGCAAGAAGAAAUAGAAUAACUAAAAAUGCUCCUAAACAAAGCUCUCAGCUUGAUGAGGACCGAACAGAGGCUGCAAACAGAAUAAUACAUAUUAUCAGAAGUAGGAGACCUCAGAUGAUCAGAAGUGUUGAGGCACUUUGUGAUGCUUAUAUUAGAUUAGCAAACUUAGAUGCCACUCAGUGGAAGACUCAGAGAAAAGGCAUAAACAUUCCAGCAGACCAGCCAAUUACUAAACUUAAGAAUUUAGAAGAUGUUAUUGUCCCUACUAUGGAAAUUAAGGUGGACCCCACAGGAGAAUAUGGAAAUCUGGUGACUGUACAGUCAUUUAGAGCACAAUUUCGCUUAGCAGGAGGUGUAAAUUUACCAAAAAUAAUAGACUGUGUAGGUUCUGAUGGCAAGGAAAGGAGACAGCUUGUUAAGGGCCGUGAUGACCUGAGACAAGAUGCUGUCAUGCAGCAGGUCUUCCAGAUGUGUAACACAUUACUACAGAGAAAUACUGAAACUAGGAAGAGGAAAUUAACUAUCUGUACUUAUAAGGUGGUUCCCCUCUCUCAGCGAAGUGGUGUUCUUGAGUGGUGCACAGGAACUGUCCCUAUUGGUGAAUUUCUUGUUAACAAUGAAGAUGGUGCUCAUAAAAGAUACAGGCCAAAUGAUUUCAGUGCCUUACAGUGCCAGAAGAAAAUGAUGGAGGUGCAAAAAAUGUCUUCUGAAGAGAAAUAUGAAAUCUUCAUGGAUAUUUGCCAAAAUUUUCAACCGGUUUUCCGUUAUUUCUGCAUGGAAAAAUUCUUGGAUCCAGCUAUUUGGUUUGAGAAGCGAUUGGCUUAUACGCGCAGUGUAGCCACUUCUUCUAUUGUUGGUUACAUACUUGGACUUGGUGAUAGACAUGUACAGAAUAUCUUAAUAAAUGAGCAGUCAGCAGAACUUGUACAUAUAGAUUUAGGUGUUGCUUUCGAACAGGGCAAAAUUCUUCCUACUCCUGAGACAGUUCCUUUUAGACUCACCAGAGAUAUUGUGGAUGGCAUGGGCAUUACUGGUGUUGAAGGUGUCUUCAGAAGGUGCUGUGAGAAAACCAUGGAAGUGAUGAGAAACUCUAAGGAAACUCUGUUGACCAUUGUAGAGGUCCUUCUGUAUGAUCCACUCUUUGACUGGACCAUGAAUCCUUUGAAAGCUUUGUAUUUACAGCAGAGGCCAGAGGAUGAAACUGAGCUUCACUCUACUUUGAAUGCAGAUGACCAAGAAUGCAAACGAAAUCUCAGUGAUAUUGACCAGAGUUUCAACAAAGUAGCUGAACGUGUCUUAAUGAGACUACAAGAGAAACUGAAAGGAGUGGAAGAAGGCACUGUGCUUAGUGUUGGUGGACAAGUAAAUUUGCUCAUACAGCAGGCCAUGGACCCCAAAAAUCUCAGCCGACUUUUCCCAGGAUGGAAAGCUUGGGUGUGAUCUUUAGCAUAUGAAUUACCCUUGCAUUCAGCCUUUAGAAAUUCUAUUUUAGUCUUUAUUUCUAACCUGCCAACAUACUUAUAUUUAACUAAGUGAACUAUUGUGGGGUUUUUUUGAAUGCUGGUUUUAGUACUUGAUUUAAUCACCACACAAAAAUGUUUUGAUGGUCUUAAGAAACAUCUCUGCUCUUACUCUUUAGAAAUAAUGGUUAUUCAUGUUCCAUUUCUAGGCUAAAUGUUUAUUUCUUCUUCUCAAAUACAUACUUAUGUCAUUUUCAGUAGAAUCACUGACAUACAAUGCAAUGGCUGAAAACAAUGGAAGCAGCAGGAGUGAUGAUUUUUCCUUUAGUGUGAAUUAGAACAGAUAUACUGCUGAAAUGCCAGUUUCAACCAGGAUUUCAAGACUAGCCUGGUCAUCAUGGUGAAACCCCAUCUGUACCAAAAAUACAAAAAUUAGCUGGGUGUGUUGUUGGGUGCCUGUAAUCCCAGCUACUCAGAAGUCUGAGGCAGGAGAAUCUCUUGAACCUGGGAGUGGAGGUUGCUGUGAGCCAAGAUCAUGCCAUUGCACUCCAGCCUGGAUGAUAAGAGCGAAACUCCGUCUCAAAAACAAAAAAUGUAUUUGGAUUUUUCCUAGCAAGAUCACUCACAGUAUUACUAAAUAAUGAAGUUGUUAUGGAGAACAAAUUUCAAAGACACAGUGUAGUUACUAUUUUUUUAAGUGUAUAGUGAUCCUUCUCAUUCUAUUCCCUUUAUCUUUUAAACCCUUCUGUACUGUUCAUGUACAUUAUCUUCCUGUGAUACCUUCAUAUAUUGCCUUCUAGUUCAUGAAUUCUCUUGUCAGCUUUAUAUAAUCUCUCUUACCCUAUCCAUUGGUUUUCUUCUUUCAGAAAUUGUUUUUCAUUUCUAAGUAUGCAUCAUUUGUCAGAUGUUUGUUUCUUGAUGUCAUUUUUUAAUGCUUUUAACGUUUUCAUGUCACUAUUUUAAAUGUCUGUACUUGAUACUCAUUCUAAUAGUUCUAUUAAAUUAAGCUCCUACUGUUUAUUUCUGUUGAGUUUUAUAUUUGAUAGGCUGUUUAUCCAUUUUUAUCUUUUUGAAAAGUGAGCUUAUUUUCAGGAAGGCUUUAUCUGUGGAAACGCUGAGUGUCUGUUUAUGCCAUACUCCCAGGGCUGUUGCUGACACAAGACCACUUUUAUUUAAAUUUCUUGGCUUUAGGGUUUCUACAUCUGAAGCAUAGCAUAAAUUACUGAUAGAUUUCCCAAGCCAAGGCAGAGACACUUCCUCCUCAUCUCCCUGUGCUAGUGGGCAGAAUAUCUGAUUGGUGCCUUUUUCAGUGAGAGUAUAAGCCUCCCAUGUGUACUACUUUUGUGGCAGGGGUGGAAGGAGGUACAUUUAAUUCCCACUGCCUGCCUGCCUGUUGCAAACCCAGGGUUCUUUAGUCACCAUAAAGAUGACAAAGCGAAAAGCCAUGGGUUAAUGAAAUUGGCAAAUUGUUCCAGGACAGCUACGGCAUCAGCUCACUUAUUUACUGCUCUGGUUUUUCAUUCCCCCCAUUUUUGACCAUAAGGUUUUCUGCUUACUUUCUUGUAAGUUCUGCUAUGCCAAAGAAUGUUUUCUAUAUUUUAUUCACCAUUUCUAUGUGUUUUGUUGGAAGGGAAGGGCUUAGGUAUUUAGUUUGAUACACAGCUAGAAAUGGAACAUUUCUCCAUUCCCCAACUAUAAUCAUAUCAGAUAAACAUCAGAUAAAAAGCCACCUGAAAGUAAAACUACUCAUUCAUGUAUUAGUGAGUAUAAUCUCUUCUCCAUCCUUAGGAAAAUGUUCAUCCCAGCUGCAGAGAUUAACAAAUGGGUGGCUGAGCUUUCUCCUUGUAUUUGGACCUUGAAGGUUAUAUAAAUUUUUUUCUUCGGAAGAGUUGGCAUUUCUUUUUACUGCAAAUGGCAAGCACUCACUCAUAUUUGAUCUCCUCACCUUCCCCUCCCCUAAAACCAAUCUCCAGAACUUUUUGGACUAUAAAUUUCUUGGUUUGAUUUCUAGAGAACUGUUCAGAAUAUUAUUUUGCAUUUCAAAUUACAAACUUACCUUUGUGUAUCUUUUUCUUUUAAGCUGCCUAAAUGAAUAUUUGGUAUAUAUAUUGGUAGUUUUAUGACUAUAGUAAAUCAAGGAAAUGCAGUAAACUUAGAAUGUCUUUAAGGAAACCUUGAAAUCUUCAUGGAUGGAAUUAGAAAUUGUCAACUAUAUACUAGUAUAGUUAAAUGAAUUUGUAGCUAAUUCUUGCUAGUUAAUGCAUCCAAAGAGUUUUGAAUAGCAUCAUUAAUCUGCCCUUCAGCCUUGAAUGUAUGCAAUAAGGCUCCUGUUCUGUUCAAGUAUUCUAAUCAAUGGUUUUGAAAAGUUCAUCAAAUUUGCAUACAGAUCACAAACCUAUGAGACAUAACUAAUUCACAGAUAACAGAAUUAAGAUUAUAAAAGUUGUUGUUGUUGUUGUUGUUGUUUUUUGUAUUUUUAGUAGAGACAGGGUUGCUACUGCAUUCUAGCCUGUGCAACAGAGUGAGACUCUGUCUCAAAAAAAAAAAAAAAAAAAGAUUUUGGCAAGCUGGAACACUUUCUGCAAAUGACCAAGAUAGAAAACUGCCAGGAACAAAUGAAGAGUAGUUAAGAUUUUAAAAAUAUUAAUCAUAAAAUAUUUGUUGUAUGCUAAGUCACUGACAUGUGCAGCAUCUCUGAUCUUUACCUUGCAAGAUUUGUGAUACCAUCUCAAUUUACUGCUGAAGAAAUAAAAAUUUGGAGAAAUAAGUUGUCCCGGGCAAGGAGAUAGUAUAUUAUAAGUACAAGUAUAAUAUGGACAGUAUCUAACUUGAAAAGAUUUCAGGUGAAAAAGAAUUGGGGGUUUGCCAGUCAAGUGCGAAAAAGGUCAGUGAAAACCAAAUAGUGAAGCUGUUAGAGAAGCCCUCCCACCCCACUCUUCCCCAAAGUGUCUACCUAAUCAAUGGGUUCACAAACUCUUGGUUAUUAUAGUAUAUGCCCAAAAUGUAUGCACUUAAGAAAAAGCAAAGAGGAAAAACUUUGGACGUCUUAAAGAUUGGAAUAGACUAGUCUUUUAAAAAAUAGCCAGUAUAUUGGUUUGAAAUAUAUGUCCCAAUUUCAAGUAUUUUAAUUGCACCUUAAUGAAACUAUUUUCUAUGGAUUUUAAUACUAUUGAAUGUAUUACUUUACUGUUACCUGAAUCUAUCAUAAAAUGUUUCUUGAAUAAAUAAUUAUAAAAG
Molecule: messenger RNA, 12750 nt
Organism: Cebus imitator (Panamanian white-faced capuchin)
Lineage: Eukaryota; Metazoa; Chordata; Mammalia; Primates; Cebidae
Gene: ATM
Product: ATM serine/threonine kinase
Exons: 65
Coding region: 347-9493 (3048 amino acids)
Biological process (GO): DNA repair
Molecular function (GO): protein serine/threonine kinase activity; protein binding
Source: RefSeq, a predicted model, not a curated record